Messenger RNA from Halichondria panicea, 3331 nucleotides. RefSeq lists its product as uncharacterized. The transcript has 4 exons. Bases 150 to 3218 code for a protein of 1022 amino acids. Gene Ontology annotation, molecular function: DNA-binding transcription factor activity, RNA polymerase II-specific; sequence-specific DNA binding. NCBI's taxonomy places the organism in Eukaryota, Metazoa, Porifera, Demospongiae, Suberitida, Halichondriidae. The record is from RefSeq and is a predicted model, not a curated record. Gene Ontology annotation, cellular component: nucleus. Gene Ontology annotation, biological process: regulation of transcription by RNA polymerase II; cell differentiation.
UCUAGCUUGCAGAAAUUGAUACUAUACUUCUAUGGCUUGUAUAAAUGAAUGAGCAAGGUGUCAGCAGACAUAGAGCUACACACAAGCAUAAAUUAGACUAGCUAUAGCAGUUAAAGUUCUCAGUAUAUAUAGAUGUUGCAUGACACUCCAUGGAGCAGACAUCCCAUAGACGAUACUCAACGAGUCAAAGAGAAAUGAGCUCGAGCAGUAGCAAACCACUAACCCCCAACAAUCCUUUGUUAGAAGUAAACCCCUCUGCCUGUCUCCUUGUGCUUGGUGCUGCAGCUACAGGCUCCAAGAGCUGCAGAGAACUGAUGGAAGCAGCCACAAGAUACUUACAAACUUGCAAGAAAUUGUCCUUCUCUGCUAAAAAGAAAGUAAUUGCAGAAAUCAAGAAAGCUGACAAAACAGAUGUUGGUGCAGCCCUGCAAAGAGCUGUUAGAAUAUUGAAGGAGGCAGAUAGCCUGUCUGAAUGGUUGCAGUUGGUGUUCCAUGAAGCAAGCCCCACCCCUCUCUCUCCAACUCUAGAGCAAUGUCUGGAGCUGCAGAAGCAAGGUGCCCUGUUGGCAUGCACACAGCUGGACUCUCUGCCCGGCACCAGACAAGCUACUCUGCAUGAUGAGGAUGCCUUCAAGAGUUGGUUGAGCUCAGACACAGCGGAGGAGGAGGAGGAAUACAUUAACGUUGAGUCUGAUGAUGGCAGUAUUGUCCUUCACUUGUGCGGCAUCUACACAAGACUAGAUACUGUCUGGACCGGAGAUGAAGAAGAUAGUACUAGAAAUUAUGAACCUCGGCACAAAAAUGCAUUCGUUAAAUUCAAAAACAUUCUUCAACGACGACUAGUUAUAUUUGUAGGGUUUCAAGGUGAAACACAGAAUCGAUUUGUUUUAAACUUUAUAAACAAUUUUUACACUCAAUCAACCGAAAGAGUUUUAAAGUAUCCUCCCAUCAUUCUCACAAGUCCAAACUGGCAGAGGGGAAGUUCUAGGAAAGAAGUUGAAGGAAACGUGUUCUCCCAUUUUCUCACUCUCCAAGUACAAGAAGAAGACGCAGCGUUGCUAGGGAAUCUGAUCUCUCGUGGAUCAAAGCGAAACUUCUCUGUUGCUCGCGGGUUGACAGAUAAACAAGGCGGCGAUGGGACCAAGUAUCAAGCAUUUCUGCUCUUCAACGAAAAGCAGAGCUUUCGUAAACUCGGGGAAAUUAUUUACCACCAGAGUCAAUCAGGAGAGAUCUAUGUUCGACGUGACGCUCUGACAGUUGCAUUCGAUUCUGGGAGAAUUCUGUACAGCAAUAUUAUAACGUAUGGUGGUAGUGGGCUGAGGCAGCUGUGGGGACUCGUGUUUGCAGAUGGGUCCACUUUACUGGGGAAGGGUCUGGUCGCGUUUGGACUGCAAAACUCUGCCAUUGUUUGGAUACGAGGAAGACCAGAUGGUUUGGGAGAUGUGUCAGAGGUGAGUACCACGUAUGCAGGUAAGAACACCUGCACAGUUGCAACUACUACCAUGAUGAGUUUAGCCCCUCAAGCCCCAGCCAUCACCACUCAACCAAAGUUCCCUGAGGGCAGCUCGUCGUUAUGGCACCUCCCUGGCACGCCCAUUGCCAAGUCCUCCAUACACGUUGGCCCGAGAGCAGGCAGUGUGUAUAACUUCCCUGCAGUCACUACCAAUGGACACAUUCGUAUCCCACCCCCUCCAAAACUCAUAAAGAUAUCUGAAGCCGCUAAGAGCACUACGGCAACCGAUGGUCCCAUAACUGUGACCUCUCAUAUCUCAGUCAUCAGCUCAACUCAUGACACUAAAUCGAUUGUGGAGAACAAAGAAGCCAGGUACAUGCAAGCCAUAGUGGACUUGCAGGAGCGUAUUGAUCACCAGUUAGCCUCGGGUGUGUGUGCUACUUCAGAAAGUGGUCUAGCGUUUAUAAAACCAUCGUUACUUUCGCAGACUGGCGAACAAGACAACGUUUCGUCGUUCUGUCCUCCACGAUACUGUGUGGCCGAAGCACCGGAACUGUUACUGGACAUCAUCAGUCAAACUCCUUUUGUGAAGAUUCACGAACACACAAUUGAACAAUUUGAGAGACCAACAAUAACAAGAGAUAGAAUGCACCCACCAUCACUUAAACCCUUGACCCCACGGGAUCCCGACACAUCCACGGACGUACCUAAACUAAUUCCACAACAGUCACAUCCGCCCCCACACUCUAUACUAAUGUCUCAUCCACCCCCACACUCUACAGCAACAUCCCCUUCUCCUAGUAGACGAGACUCUGAUAUGUCUCGUAAGAGGAAGGCGCAGUCACUCGGUGAAGAACCACCUCCUCUCCGCCGCCAUCGACCCAAUAUGUUGUUAAGUACUGUCCCUAUCCAAUCCUCCUCGCCCAUUGUCCAUCCCAUUGUAACCAAUCAAGCCAGAAUACCCACGCCAAUGGCUGCUACAUCGAUCCCAAAUUACUGCCUAGCACUGAAUACGUUUCCAGUGAUGCUUGUGAACCCUACUAUGCCGAUGGUUCAGCCAAUUCCAUUGGGCGCUGGGUUGGCAGGCAACCAGCUAUUGUAUUACAUGACACCAAAUAGUUUUCCUGCAGCAGAGCAGCAACAGGCAAACAAUACGUCAUCACUUAUACUCAGUCCUCACACUCUGUCUAGAACCUCUCCCGCUGACUGCAAUGAUGACCUGGACUAUUCUAAACCACUCAAGAUUGAGCGUGUCUGCAACGAUGCUGCAAAGCAUAUAGCUGGAGGUGGUGCAGGAGGCGGUGUGUCGCCAGUUGCUGGGAGAGAGGAUCGGCCUGGGACUGAUAACAAAGUGUCUGAGAGUGAGUGUUCUGAGGAGCCUGAAGAGGUUGGAAGUAGCUCUCCGUCUGUCAGCCCUCACUCCACUCUCGCAAGUGAUGGAAGUGUGCAGCUGUGGAUCUUCCUAUUGGACCUCCUCUUAUCACCUGACUAUCGACACAUCAUUCAGUGGACAGGACAUAAAUACGAGUUCCAUAUCGUCCAACCAGCUGCUCUCGCUAUAUUGUGGGGUUCCUAUAGAAACAGACCUCACAUGACCUACGAAAAGAUGAGCAGAGCUUUGCGUUAUUACUACAGCCGUGGAAUUCUUGAGACUGUUCGGGGAAGAAGACAAACAUUUUGCUUCUGUUUAGAUAUUUUCAAAUAUGUAUCCAGUAAUAAAGACAAGAAAACUUUAGACUAUUUAAGAUCUUGUUGUCAACUUUAACAUUCUCCAAUCACUGUUCAUGUACACAAUAUAAUUAUAUUAAUCAUGCCAUUUAUUUGCCUAAUUGCAUGAACUCAAUAAGUUUGUAAAUUAUAUAACUUGACGAUGAUAAA